AUGGAAUCACCAGACGCACCGCGUGAACAACGUCCUUUGAUUGCAAAUCCGGCUCUGGAAGGCACAGACAAGACAAGGAAGACGCUCAAAGAACCCAUUGUUCGAGAAACGACGAGUCGCGGCAACUCGAUCUACGAGCCAUUGCAGAACCCGGAUGACGGCAACUCGGCGACGGCCCGUAGCGACAGCGGCAAGGGCAGUGAUGCCGCACAUGAUUUCCAGAAGGUCAGCUGGACGCCGUUCGUGAUCCUGGCUGAUAUCUGUGCGGUCGUACUCCCGGUUGGGUUUCUUAUCUUUGCCUUCUUGGUGUUGAGCAUCAAUGGGCAGGAGACAGACGAGGCCUCUGCUGGACAAUAUCGCAAUGCAUUCACCAUUCUUGCUACCCUCUUCCCCAUAAUAUUCGCGGCUAUCAUAGGCCGUCUCAUGUCCCAAAUCGCCCGUUGGAAACUCGAAAGGGGCGCCACCAUGGAAGCGUUGGAGCAAUUGAUGGGAAGCCGGACUGUCGGUGGCACGCUAUUGAUUCAUAUCCAGCUUCGGGCCGUCAACCUCCUGACGCUAUCACUCAUUCUGAUAUGGAUCUUCUCGCCUCUGGGCGGCCAAUCCGUCUUGCGCAUGCUCGAAACCCGACCUCGAAGCGUGGUUACUCCUUCAAGUGUCGUCUAUUUCGACACUGAUGCCCGGUCCCAGUUUGCAUCCUGGUCAGAUGCUUCGCCGACGAGCUACGCGUAUAACAUCAAUCGGAUGUCCAUUGUCAAUGCCAUGUACAAUGCUCUGAUUCUCAGUCCCGAUGCCGUAAAGAGCGAUUCCAUGGAUGUCUGGGGAAACGUCAAGAUUCCGGCGCUAUCGUCGUACGGUAAUUUUGAGACAACAGAAUGGCAAGACGUCCCAGCAGAUAAAGAGAAGCUAGAGUUUUCAUCUCUCGUCGGCGUUCCCAUCACGCAUGUCGCUGACGGAAACACAACCAUCUUGCUGGAAUCGAGCUACAUGCACUUCGCAUGUGACAAUAUCAGCGUUUCAGCGUUCUCGUACGAUACCCAAUCCGGCCCUUCGUUCGCCACAGCCGUCAUAUUCAACGAAACUUCGCUCUGUAUGUCCGACCGCUGCAGAACCGUCGCCAACGGGACCUGGCAGGGUUGGAACCUCAACCAGACAACCUCCUCAGACGGCAUGUCAGGAUGGAACCUCGCGCUUGACAACUUUGUAGAUGCGCAGUGGAAUGACUACGACUGGUACAGCAAGCGCGGGCUCAGGGUCGAGGAUGCCAACCGCCCCAACGUAUUUACGAAUGAGAAGGGAGUGGUGGCUAACCGGACGACUUUACUCUUCCAAGCGAGGGAGCAGACUAGUUCCCGCGGACCACCAGAUUACACGACGUCUCGCUGCGGCGUCACACAGAAAUAUGUCGAGUCAAGAGUGCGUUGCUCGCGAGACUCUUCUCCUUCCACCGCUCGACAGAGUUGUAGUGUCGCGGCGCAGCGCCCUUCUCAAAAGACCCACGCCGAUGAGAAUAUCUCCCAAUUGUCCUUUACACGAGUCUUCCGCUACGUCUCGCGGAAGCUGCCUCAAGCAACAAACCACUUUGGCUCAAGCUACACGUCGGAUAUCUCCUUGAACUACCUCGAGAACCCAUCCUCGAUCACCAUGACUGGUGCAAAUACGCCGCCGGAGCUGGCGAGCAUCAAUCCAGAGGACUUUGGGUACCGGCUUGCGCAACUUGUCAACUCGUACGUUUUCCUCAGCCAAGCUUUCUCAAACGCCCCCAGUGGAAGCGUAGACGUCAAUGCCACAUUUGAGCCCAAUUUCACUGUUGGCGUCGACGUCGAGACUUUGGUGGAAGUCUUCCACGUUCCUGGUCUAUGGAUGGGCCUGUAUAUUCUGUCUUGUGUUAUGCUUCUCCUAGGAGGUUUAACAAGUGCUGUUGUCACGCAUUUUGUCCACGGGCCGGAGAUUCUGGGAUAUGCGUCGACUGUCGCUUCAAGCCCACCGAGCUUAUAUUACGUCGGCUGUGGUCUCUGCCCGGCUUGUCAGUACGGCACAUAUCGCCUUCCAGAUCUAGUCGCCAACACGAUCGAAAACGGGCAAGCCCUGGGCUCCUACACCAACCUAGAACAUCACGAUGAACUAAAGCAUGCACUAAUCGAAGGAUUCCAUGAACUCUAUAACAAUCGAGACCCAAGUCACUAUGCUCACAUUAUCAGGGUGGCGUCUCUGCUCGACCAUUACUUUUUCAGAGGAUGGCUUGCGGCGCGUCGACGACGAACGGGCAUCGUGCAGUCGCAUCUCAAAGUGUGUAUUCGGGAGAACAACGAGGUCUGCCAGGAACAAGGCAGCGCUUCGCACGUGGAGGUGGUCAAGGAGCAUGCUGGCUCGCUCCCCAGCGUUGACAUUGACAUUGACUCUGCAGGAAUGUGGACGAUUGCGCGAAUCGUUGAGCUCCUGAUCCAUGAGAUGGCUCACGGAUAUUUGAUCUUGUUUACGUGUCGUGGGGGCUUUGAUUACGUGGCUGGCUGCUCCUUUCACCAUUCCACUGCGAGAGGCCAUCACGGUCUUUACCUGCGAAAGCUGCUGAGGCAUGUGUAUCAGACUAUUCAGGAGUGGGACGAUGUGUUGAGCAACUUUGGGACAGAUUGUUUGGUUGAGACGGGAGAGACUGAAAACUACAAGAGUGUGUUCAAGAUCUGUGGGUCCAAUCAAGGCCGCAAUUCUUUGGAGGAAAAGGUUCAGUUCAGCAUGGUUACAGAAUAUUUUGUUCUCUCCAAGCCUGCAAUAUACGCAUUCCCAGUGUACGCCAUCCACGCUUUCGCAGAGCCAAUGGUCGGGCAGCUCAUUGGGAGUUUCGUACCGGCGACGUUGGGAUGGCGAUGGCUUGAAUGGAUCAUGCUUAUCAUGGCAGCUAUCGUUCUGGUCGUCAUUGUCGCGUUCCAGCCAGAGACGUAUGCUGGGCUGAUACUCUGCUGGAAAGCUUCCAUUCUCCGGCAUGAGACUGGCGAUGCACGAUACAAAGCACCAACCGAGGUCAGGCAAGAACGUCUCGGUGUCUGUCUCAAAUUAUCCAUCUAUCGACCAUUUGCCAUGUUCUACUCAGAACUCAUCAUCGUUUUGGUCUCGCUUUACCUUUCAAUUGUCUACAUUGUCCUUUUUACCUUUCUCGAUGGUUCUUCCUACAUUUUUGGCGAAACCUACGGCUUAUCCGCCGGCAUGACCUCUUUGUGCUGGGCUAGCAUGCUCAUAGGUAUUUCUUUUGUCAGUCACCUGGUACCACAUGUCUACGGUCGAACCACGAAACCGUGCAAGUCACAAUACCCCAGUGUCAUCGUUCCUGAAAUGCGACUUUGGUACACCAUGCUUGGGGGCGCACCCGCUGUCCCAAUCAGCUUUUUCUGGAUCGGGUGGACUAGCAAUACUGAGAUUUCCAUCUGGUCUCCUUUGGUUGUCUCAGCGCUCUUUGUCUUCGGCAUUACGACUAUCUUUAUCGUAUCGUACAUGUACUUGAUCAACUGUUAUGAUGCCUACUCGGCUUCAGCGCUGGGAUUUCUCGUAUUUACACGCUACGCCGUUGCUGGUGGUGUUACUAUGGCUAGGGCCCCUGUCUACAAGACUCUAGGCGUUCAAUACACACUCUCGAUCCUGGGCACUGUCAGUGCAGUCAUGGCCUUGGUCCCUUAUCUGCUUUACAAGUAUGGACCAAUGAUCCGGAAGAAUAAUGCUUGCUGCCACCGGAUCGCCUGGUUCCGCAUCGAGUCGACUGGCGGCCGCUGCCUGGCGGUGAAGACGCCUGAGGCCAACUGCUCGUGGCGCUUGGCAAGAAGAACUGUCGCCGCCGUAUACGCGAUUGCAUACCUGGGUCUUGACAUCGUUACAAACCUUAUGACUUGA
Messenger RNA from Colletotrichum tamarilloi, 3876 nucleotides. RefSeq lists its product as uncharacterized. The transcript has 8 exons. The record is from RefSeq and is a predicted model, not a curated record. Gene Ontology annotation, molecular function: transmembrane transporter activity. Lineage: Eukaryota; Fungi; Ascomycota; Sordariomycetes; Glomerellales; Glomerellaceae. Gene Ontology annotation, biological process: transmembrane transport. Gene Ontology annotation, cellular component: plasma membrane. Bases 1 to 3876 code for a protein of 1291 amino acids.